Molecule: messenger RNA, 410 nt
Organism: Danio aesculapii
Lineage: Eukaryota; Metazoa; Chordata; Actinopteri; Cypriniformes; Danionidae
Gene: ndufc1
Product: NADH:ubiquinone oxidoreductase subunit C1
Exons: 4
Coding region: 82-291 (69 amino acids)
Cellular component (GO): mitochondrion
Source: RefSeq, a predicted model, not a curated record
CUAGAACAGCCAGUCCUCCUGUGGGCAGGAACGAUAAUCGAGCUAAGAUCGAGUUUUGUGUGGAAGAGAAACGCUGUCAAAAUGCCUCUCGGUCGGUUGUUGUUGCGGACUUCUACUGUCAAUAAAAUUGUCAGCAGAAAUGCCUUUAGAGCCACCAAACCUGAUGUCUCCAAGCCGAACAUGCUGAGAGUCGGACUGGCAUUUGGGAGCACAGUUUUCUUAUGGGCACUGCUGUUCAAACAACACAGCACGGAUGUGCAGGAGUACAAAAGAAGGAAUGGAUUAGAGUAAUUCAUAAGGCCAUGCCACUGAUUGCUCUGUGCUUUGUGGAUCACAUGUUAUUCCUGCUAAUGUGUUUCUCUGCCAUUAAAUGAUGUACAAUAAUGUUUAAUAAAGAUGUGUAUAUAUAA